Molecule: messenger RNA, 879 nt
Organism: Rhincodon typus (whale shark)
Lineage: Eukaryota; Metazoa; Chordata; Chondrichthyes; Orectolobiformes; Rhincodontidae
Product: retinol dehydrogenase 13-like
Exons: 5
Coding region: 34-864 (276 amino acids)
Source: RefSeq, a predicted model, not a curated record
AUUUACCUUUUUAGAGACUAUGCAACAGGUGGAAUGUGUCCAAGUAAAGCAGCAGUAUCGGGAAAAACUAUAAUCAUAACUGGAGCAAACACUGGUAUCGGAAAAGAGACUGCUCGAGAACUGGCCAGCAGAGGUGGCAGAAUUAUAAUGGCAUGUCGAGAUAUGGAGAAAUGUGAAACAGCUGCUCGAGAAAUUCGAGGUGAAACCCUGAAUCAUGAUGUAUAUGCAAAGCAUCUUAACCUUGCUUCACUUAAAUCAAUUCGAGAGUUUGCCAAACAAGUAACUGAAGAGGAGGAGAAUGUAAAUGUGUUAAUUAACAAUGCUGGUAUUAUGAGGUGUCCUCACUGGAAAACAGAAGAUGGAUUUGAAAUGCAAUUAGGUGUAAAUCACCUUGGUCAUUUUUUGUUGACAAACCUGCUGCUUGAAAAGUUAAAGAACUCUGGAAAUGGUCGCAUUAUAAAUGUAUCCUCACUUGCUCACAAAGUGGGACAAAUUGAUUUCAAUGAUCUCAACUGGGAAAAUAAAAAAUAUGACACCAAGGCAGCAUACUGUCAGAGCAAACUUGCAAACAUAUUGUUUACAAGGGAACUGGCGAAAAAACUUCACAAGUCUCGAGGACACUGCAGACCACUUCUUGAUGGACUUAUGGUCAAAGGUGUUUUUCUUUGCAAAUUUCUCCAUGAAGGACAGGUGAUGUGGAAUGGUCCAACUACUUGGGAGUGUUCUGUGACAAUGGGGCCAGUCCCAUCCUUUGGAACACCAGGGGCAGGUAGAACCUUAAUACAUAAUGACACUUGCUGUUUGUGUACCGAGGGUCUGAUUCCCUUCCCAAAGCCCAUUUUGGAGAACAAGCUCCACGUGUAGGUGUACAUUAUCCUG